Staurois parvus is the source of this 1152-nucleotide messenger RNA. Lineage: Eukaryota; Metazoa; Chordata; Amphibia; Anura; Ranidae. The record is from the annotation of a GenBank genome assembly.
CUCCAUGGAACAGCCCCUGUGGACAGCUCCUUUCCCUACAGCGUUCCCCUGGAUCCUCAAGGGUCGCUCCGUCUUUUUUGGAACGUCAGCUACACAGAAAAAGUGGUGCAUUUCCAGAUCCUUAUCAAGGACCUGAAAUUCGGAAUAAUUUUUGGGAUGUCCGACCGGGGGGAGUUUGAAGGAGCCGAUAUGGCCGUUUUAUGGAGCGAUGGACUGAGCUCCUUCUUUGGCGAUGCUUGGAGUGACACAGAGGGACAACUGCACAUCGACUCCCACCAAGACUACCAGCUGUUGUCAGCCCGACAGACACCAGAGGGCUUCUACCUCGUCUUCAAAAGACCCUUCAUAACAUGUGACCCCAAAGAUUACCUCAUUGAGGAUGGAACGGUACACGUUAUUUACGCCCUGCUGGAGAAACCCUUUCAUUCGUUGUCUGCCAUCAAUAUCUCCACCCUUCACCGUGGCCUGCAGCGAGUGCAGCUGCUGAAACCAGAGAUUCGCACACCUCAUCUCCCAGAUGAUGUCCUGACGAUGGACAUUCUUUCUCCCAAUGUUGUCAUUCCAGAUAAGGAGACAACUUACUGGUGCUACAUCACUGAAUUACCGCAACACUUCUCCAAACAUCACAUUGUAAUGUAUGAGCCAUCAAUUACAAAAGGACACGAGGCAGUUGUCCAUCACAUCGAGGUUUUUCAGUGUUCCGAAGACUAUGACACUAUCCCCCACUACAGCGGGCCUUGCGACUCCAAGAUGAAACCAGAAAAGCUAAACCACUGCAGACAUGUCCUAGCUGCCUGGGCAAUGGGGGCAAAGCAAUUUUACUACCCAGAAGAUGUUGGCUUAGCAUUUGGGGGAGCAAGAUCUUCAAGAUUCUUACGGCUUGAGGUUCAUUAUCACAAUCCCUUGGAGCUGAAAGGUCUGCGUGACUCGUCAGGCAUCCGUCUGCAUUAUACGCCAUCAUUACGAAAGUUUGAUGCUGGCAUAAUGGAGCUAGGUUUAGUGUAUACACCAGUGAUGGCUAUUCCUCCACGGCAAAAGUCAUUCCAACUCACUGGAUACUGUACGGAUAAAUGCACAGAGACGGUGAGUGCAGUUUCUGCAUGUCAUUCCAAUUCUUUGUACCAGAUGAAAAGUGCAAAAUUCCUCCAUUAG